This is a messenger RNA of Plasmodium inui San Antonio 1, 3315 nucleotides long. RefSeq lists its product as hypothetical. Lineage: Eukaryota; Apicomplexa; Aconoidasida; Haemosporida; Plasmodiidae. The record is from RefSeq and is a predicted model, not a curated record. The transcript has 2 exons. The coding region runs from base 1 to 3315 and encodes 1104 amino acids.
AUGCUGCGGAACACGGUGAAAGCCUCCACGACCGCGUCAGAGGAGAAGGCAAAGGAGAAGAACAAGAUUUAUAACAGACGAAUAGAUAAGGAAAUAAAAAAUUUGAAGGAGUCAAAACUUCUCGAUGAUAAGAAUGUAUACAUCACGGUUAGUCAAGCGAAGGACCAGGAGGAGCAAAACAGUGACCAUUUUCUGUUCGGGCAUAGUUUGGACAACACAAACAGCAACACAUAUUUGUUCCUACUAGAAACGUUUAGUGAAGAAUAUUUCCAAAGUAACACUUUUUUUCUGAGCAAUUUUACCAGUCAUAUAAAAAUUGUAAAAGAAAAGAUAAACGGUGGGGCGUUUCCCACAAAUGGUCAUGAGAGUAGCUAUCCCUCCCUCGUCGAAGAAGCGGAUAAGUACGCACAAUAUAAAAAUACUUUGUGUCCAUUUUUUGGCAUCUACGAGACCCUAUGUUUGGCGAGAAUCUUCGAAAGCUUCCAGAACUUUUUAAGCGAAAUUUGUUUUUUUAUGCAAACUUUUGAAACGUUUAAAAGUGGCUUCAUGAGGGAGCAGCGCAUCUUCAGGGGGAUGACCAAAGAGGACGGGGCAGAGGAAAAUCUCCUAUGGGAAGGUCGUCCAAACAGUGAAUUUUCCUUCUUCACCAACACCUUCUUCGAAAUUAUAUACAAAGAUUUCACUACCCAUUUGCAAACCAUUCAAAGGGAGAUAUUAAAUAAAUUACAGGAGGAUGAAUCGUACGAGGAUAAAUCCUUUUAUGAGCUCUUUUCUGAGUUCUUCUAUAAAUACUAUGGAAUAAACGAAAGUGUUGUGUUUUCUUUUUUCAUUUUUGAGGACUUCCCGUUCAGCAAGCCAUACGUCAACAUAGAAAACUUACCCUUUUGCUUUUUUAAAAAGAAAACGCACAAAAAAUUGAAGGGAGAUAAAUAUAAUCAGAAAAACAUACUCAACAUUUUACUUCACCAAAAAGAAAAAGGGUGGAUCCCAAAAAUUACCAUCGGAAAUUUAUUCGAAGAAUGCCAAAAGCUUGUCCAUGUAAUCUUCUUUUUUUAUCAAUACAAAGUUUACCUUUUUUUUUAUUAUCUAAUGAAGCAUAAAAUAUUUGAACUUUUUCUCAAAAGCAACUGCAAGGUCAAUUUAGAGACUUAUCCCCUUGUCUAUGCCUACGUAGCUGCGGUCGAUAGAAAGCUAGUUGCAAAAAAAACGGAAAGAAAAAAAAAUUAUUCCAAUUUGCUGUACAGCCUUGAUAACUGCGAAUGGAUUAAUCAAGAUUUCCUUUUGUAUAAAUUUUUUUACAAUUAUAAAAAUCUGAAAAGGAAAUUGGCCAGCCAUGUUCUGGAUGAUGAAGGAAAGACUGCCCUUACAGGGAAUCUACUCCAGAUGAAAAAAAAACGAUAUGAGUAUUAUAUAUAUUUGUUUUUCUUUCUUUUCCUGUUUUUCCUCCCCCUAUUUAUUAAAAAUGUGUUUAUAUACCAGACAGCAGAAAUUGAGCAUUAUCUCGAGAAAGCGGGGAACAGCGGUUUUGUGCACUUUGAAAAUGUGGCUAGUGACCCCCAAGGGUUGUCAAACCAUCCCUUGUUCUGGGUUUACAUGGGAGGAAUAAACAGGGUGAGCUCCUCAUGCAUGGGUGAUGAUGUAAAGAAGGGCCAUCCCGGUGACAGAGCACACACAGUAGCACGUAGAAAGACAGACAAGGAAGAAGCAAGCAGACCGGGGGAUAUCCUCGGAGGAAGCAGUGACAGCCAGGAGGAGAGCCAAGAGGGAAGGGUAACAAGCUCUGCGACGAGUACACUACACGACGGAGCAAAAGAUAAUGGAAUGAACCCAGAUGUGAACAACGCACAGAACGGGGGAAAGGAGAGAGGCGCCCCCAAAAAGGUGCUCGCCACCGCGCUGCUAGCCAUCUCCGAGUUCCUCCUCUUCACACUGGGGGUCAUCUACCAUUUGCGCCUACUAAAAAAAAGGAUGGAACACAACAACUUGGUGUUAAACAUUUCCUCGGCCAUGCUAAUCCUGUACAGCCCAAUUUUUAUUUCGAAGAAUACCAACUAUGUAACGACUCUAUCCCUGGGCUUGCUAUUCUGGGCCAUCAACUUAAUUUUGCAGAAAAAAAUGUACAUGUCUAUUUGUGUCUAUUUUAUAGCCAUAUAUUUUGACCUCCGCAAUUCGAGUUUUUUUGUCCCCUUUCUGUUUAUCUACGUGUACAUCAGCAGCAUGUACGUGAGGAGAAAGGGCAACAAAGUGAAGACCUCACUUAAAAAUUGGUGCCACGUUUGCAGGUAUGUUCUCCUUUACCUGCUGUCAUAUGGUGUGAUCACAUAUAUUUUAUUUUAUAUCUUUUCCGCUGACCAAAUUGGAUGGGUGGGCACCGCGAAACGGUGUGUACGUUUUCUGGGCGCCUAUUUGGAACGUGCGGGAGAGGGCUUUCCAGGAAGAAGCCACGUCGCGUCGUCCAUUCGAGCAGCAACCCGAGGGAAUGGAAGUAAAGACUCCAGAAGAAUAGUGGACGGAGGGGACAUCCUCAUCGUUGGGAAUUCACACCGCGCGCAGAUCUUUUUCCUGUCCUUUAUCCCCCACAUAUUGAGCGCCCUCUUUAAUUACCUCCUUGUGGUGAAUACCAUUGCUAAGCUGUACGUCUCCUUGGCAGUUUCAUGCAUCAUGUUUUUCUUUACCUCCUGGGGGGACUCAAACUCGUGCGAUUAUUUCCUAACCCUGUUGCACAUUUUGCAGUUCCUUUUUAUCAACGUUGUUCGGAGCUCAAGCAUAUUGUUCAAUGUACUCAUUUCAUCCUUCAUAGUUCUAACGAGUGAUAGUUUUAACGUAUACUUGUUUUGUCUAACCAUCUUUUAUUUUGCUAUUCAUAUUUAUUUAAUGUUUCCUUGGGUGAAUUUCCUUCCAAAUGUUAAUUAUCAUGUCCGUGUCUUCUUGCAUUUGUUGAGUGAAGUGUGGAGGUACGGUGUGUGCAACUUGCUUCAUUUGUAUGAGACGAGUAUAAAAAAUGUUGCCCUCUCCUUUGUGGUCAUUCUUUUCCCUCACUCAUCUGUUAUCGCACCACUGCAUGAGAAGAACACUCCGUAUAUCAUUCAGCGGAAGAAAAUCCAACGAAAGAUUAUUUUUUGUUUAUGUUCCCAUUUGUCUCGCGACUGUUUGCACCUCCCCCUGACGUGUUUCUCCCUGGCGCUUUUUUUCCUGCUUGGCUUUCGGCGGUUACUCUGCACAAGGCGGAAGCAGUUCAGAAAGCUGGACUUCCUGAGCAUUCCCCAAUCUGCUUCCAAGAGGGCCUUCCCACUGGAGCGACCCAAGAAGUUGUGA